CUCUGGUAGUGGGAGUGUGAGAAACCAGGAACCAAAGGUGUAAGAUAGUGACCGAGAGCAGAGAGCAGACACCUGCUCCUCCUUGAACAGUGUCUUGGGGCACGCAGGGCCCAUUGUCUUAACGAGCUAACGGUAGUUAACGGUAGUUAACGGGCUUACGGUGUCUCCUGAUGGCUGUGUCUCUGCCUGGCGUGGAUAAUUGUGGGUGAGGUUUGGGCAGAGUGACCUUCACAUGUGUGGCCUCGGGCACAUGUUUGUGUGUAUGGCUCGGGUGUGUCCAUACAUGUAUGAUUGGUAGGUGUGUGACCCUCUCUCCCCCGGGGUCCCAGUGGGAGGUAGCCCGGGGGAUUCUGCCCUCACGUGAACGAUCGCUAACUAUCGCCUCCUGUAGGAGUCACGCUGUUUGUUCCUCUCAUUCGCGAUGCUUCUGUGAGUCGCAGAAAGUCUGCUGUGUCCUCAGGCUGCUGCUACUGGCGCUGCUGCUCCUGGCGCAGUGUGUCUGCGUCUUCUCCACUACCAGACACGCAUCAUCCCAAGCCUCGUUCGAAUCCCAGAGGCUUCCUGAAUCUACAACGAGAAUCUUUGGCACUGUGAGACAAAUGGGUACAUCUCCGGUCAUGCCGGAGGCAGGAGAGGCACUCCUGGAGGAUGCUUCGAAGAUGCCUCCAUCCGGCCCAGUCCGGACUCUGAUCAAUAUGAGCCAUACGCCGGCGGACUCGUCGCUAAAACUCCUCCACAACGAAUCCCACUCAUCUAUCACGUCUGCGGGCUCUCUGCUGAGGGCGCGGAGCCGUCUGCUGGAGCAGAUGACGCGGCCACAUCUCCCGCAGAAGUCGUCGGAUGCUGCGCUCUCUGAGGCCUACAGCGCGUCGUUCUCUGGGUCGUUUAGUCGCGAUAACUACGGCACUCGACCCCCGCAGCCACUACACAAAUACGUCGCAAGUUUAAGAUAUCAGAGUGUAAGUGGCCGCUAUCUCAGCAACGUGGAAGAUCAGCUCUGGAACGGCGUGGAAAAUCGAUCACUCAAGCGCUUGGAAGAUCACUCACUCAGCCGUGUUGCAGACUCAUCACUCAGCCGUGUGGCAGACUCAUCACUCAGCCGUGUGGCAGACUCAUCACUCAGCCGUGUGGCAGACUCAUCACUCAGCCGUGUGGCAGACUCAUCACUCAGCCGUGUGGCAGACUCAUCACUCAGCCGUGUUGAUCAGCCGCCAUCCGGACUGGAGAACACAUACGGACGCAGGAACACAAAUAAUGGACACAUCGACGUCUCUGAGAGCCUUGCUCCCGGAGCUCUCAACUCUCACGACACAGCCGGCGCCACAGUGCCAGGUGCUCGGGGCUCACAAGAGCUACCUGGCAGCCAUAACCGGCCGGCCCGGAGUGCCAGUGUGGCACUAGGGUGCAACAGAGACCGUUUAAGGGCCAAUCUCACCUCGAGUCAAACGCGCGACUCAGCGAACAAAAUUGACCCUUUUAGUGACAGACUGGCGAUAGCCAGCACCCCCCCAGAAGACCUGCCACAGCAGACUGACACAGCUGAUGCUGUGAGAUGCCUCGCUGCUUCUUCCCUCAGCAACAACACCAGCCAAACUCCGCUACAAGUUCCCAACUUCUCAGGAGGCGCCGCCAUGGAAGCAAAUGUCUCUGACGAUAGCUCAUUUCGCGUCCUCUUUUCCCGCGUCGCGGAAGCUGCUCAUCUCGAGCGGUCGGACGCUGCGUCGACGUUCCAGGCUGUUCAGAUGGAAAUUUCCGACGCAAUUAAUGAUAGCAGCGUCGCGGAUAACGACACCAGCGGCGAUAGUGACUAUAGUGAAUGGGAGGGUCGUAGCGAGGAACUAGACGCCGCUAGGAGGAGCCAAGACGAGGAACUUGACUUCGAAGAGGAAGCUGAGGACAGCGCCACUCUCCUCCGGAACAGACGGAAACGGAAAAAAACUCCUGUUUAG
Messenger RNA from Procambarus clarkii (red swamp crayfish), 1949 nucleotides. Lineage: Eukaryota; Metazoa; Arthropoda; Malacostraca; Decapoda; Cambaridae. The record is from RefSeq and is a predicted model, not a curated record.